Messenger RNA from Betta splendens (Siamese fighting fish), 2494 nucleotides. It is a transcript of the gene slc6a11a, whose product is annotated as solute carrier family 6 member 11a. Gene Ontology annotation, cellular component: membrane. Gene Ontology annotation, biological process: sodium ion transmembrane transport. The record is from RefSeq and is a predicted model, not a curated record. NCBI's taxonomy places the organism in Eukaryota, Metazoa, Chordata, Actinopteri, Anabantiformes, Osphronemidae. The coding region runs from base 128 to 1909 and encodes 593 amino acids. The transcript has 14 exons.
CCUCGGCUCCCGGCUCCUCUGUGCAUCUCGACGUCCCCCUUGUGGUCAAAGCGCCCUGCGCUCUGCACCGCUCUGCUCCACACGGUCCCAGGCAGUCGAGGACCGGUGUCGGAGUUUCUCCAGCAGCAUGGCCAGCUCUUUGGUCCGACUGUGCCAUGUGUCUGAGGAGACGGCCGUCAGGGAGCGAGGCCAGUGGAGGAGCAAGACGGAGUUCAUCCUGUCUGUGGCCGGGGCCAUAAUUGGACUUGGGAAUGUGUGGAGGUUUCCAUAUCUUUGCUACAAAAAUGGUGGUGGUGCCUUCUUCAUUCCUUACAUUCUGUUUCUGGUGACCUCUGGCCUUCCGCUGGUCAUACUGGAGACGGCCCUGGGCCAGUACAGCAGCCAGGGGGGGAUCAUGUGCUGGAGGAGGGUGUGCCCCUUGUUUGAAGGUCUAGGCUACGCCGGUCAGAUCAUCCUUUUCUAUGGAGCUAUCAGCUACAUCGUGAUCUUAGCCUGGGCCUUUUUCUACUUCUUCUCAUCCUUCUCUGGAGAGCUGCCUUGGGCCACGUGCAAUAACACCUGGAAUACAGAUGCAUGUGUGGUAUUAAACCAGUAUAACGGCACCAACUGGACCUCGUCUGUGAAUUCAUCGCUGUCUGUGGUGGAGUUCUGGCAGCGGCGGGUGUUAAACAUAUCCCCCGGUAUAGAGGUCCUGGGAAAGGUGCGGUGGGAGCUGGCGCUGUGUCUCCUCCUGGCCUGGGUCGUCUGCUACUUCUGCGUCUGGAAAGGAGUGAAGUCCACCGGAAAGGCGACGUACUUCACCGCCACGUUUCCCUUCGCCAUGAUCGCGGUGCUGUUUGUCAGGGGAGUAACUCUUCCCGGAGCCCUCCAUGGCAUCAGGUACUACCUGUACCCCAACCCUGCGCGGCUCGCUGACCCACAGGUUUGGGUGGACGCUGGCACCCAGAUCUUCUACUCCUAUGCCGUGUGUCUGGGAUGCCUGACUACGCUCGGCAGCUACAACAAGUACAACAACAACUGUUACAGGGACUCUUUUUGUAUUUGCGUGUUGAACAGUGGGACCAGUUUUAUAUCCGGCUUCGCCAUCUUCUCAGUUCUGGGCUACAUGUCCCAAAAGCAGGGUGUUGACAUUUCUGCAGUCGCUGAGUCAGGACCCGGCCUUGUCUUCAUAGUCUACCCACAAGCUGUGACGCUCCUUCCUUGGCCUCAGGUCUGGUCUGUGUGUUUCUUCACCAUGAUCAUCUUGCUAGGAAUAGACAGUCAGUUUGUUGGGAUUGAAAGCAUCAUGACCUCUGUAACAGACGUCUACCCUUCCCAGACACGGAGAGGCUGCCGCAGAGAGCUCCUCCUGCUGCUGCUCUGUGCUGUUUGCUAUGGGUUUGGUCUGUUGCUGGUGUCAGAGGGUGGUUCAUACAUUCUGCAGAUCUUUGAUCAUUAUGUCUGCAGUGGUCCUACUCUACUUCUCAUGGCAAUCUUUCAGUCUGUGAUCAUUGGAUGGAUUUAUGGUGCCGAACGCUUCACAGACAACAUUAAAGACAUGACUGGGCACAAGCCAUCACUGAUCAAGUACUGCUGGAUGUUUGUCACCCCGCUUAUUUGCUGUGGAACCCUUGUAUAUCUGCUUGUGAAGUACACCCCUAUGAGGUUCAACAAUUUUUACGUGUAUCCGUGGUGGGCCUACUGGAUCGGCUGGUUCCUGGCCAUGUCGUCUCUCACGAUGAUUCCAGUCACCAUGGUCUACAAACUGGCCCACAGUAAAGGGACACUCUGGCAGCGUCUCAAGGCGAGCUCACAGGCUGAUGAUGACCUUUCAGUGAAGGUGAAGCCACAGGAAAGGGCGAGCAUCCGUGCUCCACUACAUGUCUGUGAUGGUGGAGGAACAGCAUUUACUGAAAUGCCAGUGCUGUAGAAACAAGUUUUUUUUUUUAAUCAAAAAAUCCUAAUUAUGUAGAUGAAUUAGAAGCCAUAUAUAUUUACAAGUUCCCGUUUACAGUGAUCUUCUAAUUUAGACAUCAAUGUGGUUUGGGGUUAACUGGAGUUUGUAGUUGUCAUCUAUUGACAGAAUCUGUUUCUGGGGUUUUUUACAUUAGGACAAUAAUUGGAGGGAAAUUGCUUUUAGACUUUUUAUUUGCUGGAAGGUGUAUUAAGUUACCUUUGAAUGAAGCCAGAGCCUGUCUCAUCUUGUUUCAACCUCUAUCACCGCCAAAGCUUUUCUCCUCAUUCUUUCCUUUGUUCAGGUUCUAAUUUUUGAAACUGUCCAGGCGUGAGCAGCCUGAGAAGUCAUUAAUAAUAACAGUCUGUGUCAUUCAUAAGGAUGCAUGUGCCUUCAUCUCUGAAACUUUACAAAGCAUCAUUGGGUUUAAACUCAUUAUCCAGGGUGAAUCCCAAAGCCAAAUAAAAACAGUACAAAAACCUUCAGAAACACUUGCUUUCUCAAGAUUUACUAUAUUUGUACUAUAUUAAUUUGAGGUUUCAAAUAAAAAUUAACAAAUUA